Cyphellophora attinorum is the source of this 1473-nucleotide messenger RNA. RefSeq names its product Protein priB. The record is from RefSeq and is a predicted model, not a curated record. Gene Ontology annotation, cellular component: nucleus. Gene Ontology annotation, molecular function: zinc ion binding; DNA-binding transcription factor activity, RNA polymerase II-specific; transcription cis-regulatory region binding. The transcript is spliced from 4 exons. Gene Ontology annotation, biological process: regulation of DNA-templated transcription; DNA-templated transcription. The coding region runs from base 1 to 1473 and encodes 490 amino acids. NCBI's taxonomy places the organism in Eukaryota, Fungi, Ascomycota, Eurotiomycetes, Chaetothyriales, Cyphellophoraceae.
AUGCGAGGGAGAUACUCUCUUCAUGAUCUCCUUGUUCAAAACGAUAGCAGUGACGAGCAGCAGGCAGCUGCUGAGCCUGAACCAAGCACUAGUGAGGAUCCCAUCUCUUUGGGAUUCGUCAACUUGGCCAUAGCAAGAUCGCUCUUCGACAGUUUCAUCCUGGUGCUUAAUCCGUUCGUCUCACAACUGGAUCCUGCACUUCACGAUUUUGCCUACGUCCGACAGAGAUCGCCAUUUCUGCUGACUGCGAUCCUUGCGGCGUCGGCCAAAGCCUUCCACCCAGUCUUAUAUCCUCGACUCUAUCAGCACGCUCAGGACUUGCUGAUAGUCGUAUUUCGUCAUGGUCACAAGUCCAUAGAGGUUGUUCAGGCCAUUCUGCUGCAGACUUACUGGAAGGAGCCCCACGACAACCGUGUCUGGACUCUCGUGGGAUAUGCUAUCCGUAUAUGCACAGAAAUGGGAUGGCACAGACUAGAGCCCGGUCGGUCAAGUGGUCAUGGCAUGACCGAACGGCGCCGAAGAGAGAUGAGGAACAUAGAGAGGACAUGGCUGGUGCUGUUUGUUUAUGACAGAAGCAUAAGUCUGCAAACAGGCAAACCAUGCAUGAUAGAGAGCGACCCACUGAUCGAGUCCAUCACAUCUUGGAUCAAGCACCCUUUAGCUAUCGAGAAUGACAGGCUACUUGCAGCACUUGUAACACUGCGCCUGGAAACUUCAACCGCCUUUGGCCUGAUGGUACCCAGAUCCAACGCCGCCAGCGGAAGGCUGCCCACUGGACUUGGUUCGUUAUUCGCCAUUCUUAGUCGGCAAAUCGACGCCUGGGAGGCGACUUGGGGUCAUCCUACUGAGCCUCCUCAGAUUCCUGCCGAAGAGGAGGGCUGCCACGACUUUUUGAUAGCCUUCUAUGGCUGUCAUAUACGCUUGCAAAUCUCCUCAUUGCAGCUUCAAGAUCAUUUGUCGCCAUCCUCAGCCACCACUCCUGAUGUGGAGAGCCUAUGGGCGGCUUAUUCUAGCGCGCUUCGCAUGCUUCGACUGAUACCGCGCCACUCGAGUCAUGUGAGCUUCGCCCAAGAUAGUGUACACGUUAUGCUAGCUUAUUGUGCAGCUUUUCUUGUUAAGCUCCUACAUUUGGCACCACGGUCCUUCGGUGAAGAGCUCGAGUCUGACAUUCUGCUUGCCAUUCAGGAAGCAUCGACCACGUUUGGAAGACUCGACACUGGCGCCAGUUCGAGCUGCGCAUUGCAAGCAAGGUUUCUCGGCAGGAUCGCAACCAGAUUGCAAAGCGCAGCAAGCCACCGAGGAGACGAAGCUGCGCACGCAGGAGCGGCCGACGCAGACAUCUCUGAAGAUUACAUGCUUCAGAAUGCAUUUCUAGACGCCAACAUGGGCUUUCCCUUCAUUGGCGGCGACAAUUGGGACCAGAUCUUCGCCGAUACAGGAUACAGCAUUGAAGCUGCUACCAUGAUCCAGUGA